AUGAAAAUCCCAUUCCUCAACAAACUCAGCGGUGGAGGGACAGGGACCAAGUCCCCGCCACUGACGGACUUGUCGGGACAGUCAGCGAUGAUAGAUCGCGAGAAAAGAGGCAGCAACAUGGACGAGUCGCGUGUGCCAUGGGUGACAUGGAGGUCGGUGUUGCUAGGCGGCUUUGUCUCGAUUGGUGGUGUCAUUUUCGGAUAUGAUACUGGUCAGAUCUCGGGCUUUUUGGAGAUGCGGAACUUCAAGCAGCGGUUUGCGCAGCUGAAGCCCGAUGGGACGUAUACGUUUAACAAUGUCCGGUCUGGAUUGAUUGUUUCCAUGCUUUCCAUCGGUACCUUGAUAGGAGCUCUCCUCGCCGGGCCAUUGACCGAUCGAAUUGGCCGAAAAUGGUCCAUCUUCUUCUGGUGUAUCAUCCUCCAUAUCGGACUGAUCAUCCAGAUCUCCUCACCAGCAGGAAAAUGGUACCAGUUCAUGAUGGGACGAUUCGUAACCGGAUUCGGCGUGGGAGCCUGCUCACUGCUGGUGCCCAUGUACCAGGGCUCGUACCAAUUAUUCGUAACGCUGGGCAUCUUCGUCGCUUACUGCAUCAACUUCGGCACGGAGAGCAUGGACAGCUCCGCCUCUUGGAGAAUCCCACUCGGGAUCACAUUCCUAUGGGGUCUGGUCCUUGGUCUCGGCAUCCUCUUCUUCCCGGAGAGUCCUCGAUUCGAUUACCGCAAUGGCCGUGUGGACCGUGCCCGACGCACCAUGUCGAAGCUGUAUGGUGUACCCGAGAACCAUCGGGUCAUCGUGCAUGAGAUUGCCGAGAUCCAGGAACAGCUGGAUGCCGAGCAGGGGGCACGAGGCGGGAUCCGCGGGUGGCUUGAGAUGUUCAAGGGGCCACGCAUGGCGUACCGCAUCAUACUUGGUAUUGUGCUCCAAGCUCUGCAGCAGCUGACCGGUGCCAACUACUUCUUCUACUACGGAACGGUUAUCUUCAACGGAGCAGGAAUCGACAACACAUUCGUGACGCAGAUGAUCCUGGGCGGAGUGAACUUCGGCACGACAUUCGGCGGCCUAUACGUGAUCGAGCACUUCGGACGACGCAAGUCCCUCAUCACAGGUGGGAUCUGGAUGUUCAUCUGCUUUAUGGUAUUUGCGUCUGUGGGCCACUUCUCGCUUGAUGUUAAUACGCCGCGUAACACACCUGGAGCGGGUAAAGCGAUGGUUGUGUUUGCUUGUCUGUUCAUCACUGGGUUUGCUAUGACGUGGGGGCCGAUGGUGUGGGCUAUUGUGGCCGAGCUGUAUCCAUCACGGUACCGAGCGCGAGCGAUGGCGAUGGCGACUGCGUCGAACUGGCUGUGGAAUUUCCUGAUUGGAUUCUUCACGCCGUUUAUCACUGGCGAUAUUGACUUUGCAUAUGGAUAUGUGUUUGCCGGGUGCCUGUUUUUCGCGGUCAUUAUAGUUUACUUCUUUGUCAUCGAGGGCAAGGAUAAGACGCUUGAGGAGAUGGAUAUGAUGUAUGUGAUGCGUGUGCCACCGUGGAAGAGCAGCAAGUGGCAGCCGCCGGAGCCGGAGAAUCGGCUCACGACCGAUCAGCUUGUGGAUCGGAAGGUUGCGAAGAAGUAUAACAAGGAAGAUGAGGGUGGGGAGAGCAAGAAGCAGACGGAGGGGAUGCCUGGGCAUUCACAUGCUGAGACUGCUGAGGAAGCGGAUAAUCCUGGGACCGGACCUUCGCACUUCUCUUAA
This is a messenger RNA of Penicillium verrucosum, 1731 nucleotides long. RefSeq names its product sugar porter family MFS transporter. Bases 1 to 1731 code for a protein of 576 amino acids. Gene Ontology annotation, biological process: carbohydrate transport; transmembrane transport. The record is from RefSeq and is a predicted model, not a curated record. Lineage: Eukaryota; Fungi; Ascomycota; Eurotiomycetes; Eurotiales; Aspergillaceae. Gene Ontology annotation, cellular component: plasma membrane. The transcript is spliced from 4 exons. Gene Ontology annotation, molecular function: carbohydrate:proton symporter activity.